UUUAUUCUUAUAACUGUGUUGUGUUUUUUUUUAAAUUUUGCAUAAUGGAGUUUUUUGUUGGUAAAAGGAACAAACAGUAUUCAAAAUGUUGCUUGACUAAUUGUAAAAGCCACAUUUUAUAGAUACCAUAAGUUUUUUCACUUUCCCAAAAGAACCUGUUAGAUGUGCUGUUUGGAUUGAAAAUUGCAAAUCUAAAAUCAAUCAAUAAUUUGGCUGCUAACACUAAGUAUCGUGUUUGUUCUUUACAUUUUGAGACUGUUAUGUUUUCUAAUUUUCAGAAAAAUAGACUGAGGCCGGAUGCUGUACCUACAUUGUUUGAUGUUAUGGAAGUUGAGUGUGUGGAUGAACCAAAGAAGAAUGAUGCUCCUGAAUGUAUCACUUCAGACUUUGUGCCAUUAUCAUGUUCAACACCUGGUUCCUCUGCUCAUCUAUCAAUAAACUCUCCAAGUUUAUCUGAUGCAUCAACAUCCACUGAUAUUGAAACAAGUGUAWUCGGUGUACAAACACCUAGUUAUUUAUCUUUAAAAACUCCCCGAAAAGUUGCUCUUCAGAAAAAGCUCAAGGAAAGUCACGGGUUCAGGCUGAGUUGAA
Diuraphis noxia (Russian wheat aphid) is the source of this 591-nucleotide messenger RNA. RefSeq lists its product as uncharacterized. The record is from RefSeq and is a predicted model, not a curated record. Lineage: Eukaryota; Metazoa; Arthropoda; Insecta; Hemiptera; Aphididae.